Molecule: messenger RNA, 1500 nt
Organism: Chanos chanos (milkfish)
Lineage: Eukaryota; Metazoa; Chordata; Actinopteri; Gonorynchiformes; Chanidae
Gene: zic4
Product: zic family member 4
Exons: 3
Coding region: 1-1500 (499 amino acids)
Biological process (GO): regulation of transcription by RNA polymerase II
Cellular component (GO): nucleus
Molecular function (GO): RNA polymerase II cis-regulatory region sequence-specific DNA binding; DNA-binding transcription factor activity, RNA polymerase II-specific
Source: RefSeq, a predicted model, not a curated record
AUGAGCGUGGAUGCUUUGGGAAACCCUGUGAUGGACCCUACGUUUUCCAAACGGAACACAGCGCUGAGAUUAGUUGACUUGGCAGGGGCUCACCACCAUCACCAUCAUCACCACCAUACCCCUCAGAGCGUGACAGGCUUCCCGGGGUUCAGCAGCCAUCCACACUCAAUGGCUCACGCGCACCCUGGGGAGAUUACUGCGGAACCCCGCCUGGGGCCGAGUCCAUUCGGGCCAGAACACAUGGGGCACUCCGCGGCCCUCAAAAUCAGCCCAGCCCAUCAUUAUCCCCACCACCAUCACCACAAUCAUCAUAUUGCAGGCCACAGUGAAGUGGUCUCCAGUCAAACGGGAGCUUUUGGCCCGGUGCAGGCGGCGACAGUCCCAUACUCUAUGUCUCAUACGGCCCAAGCAUUAUCUGCAGGUAGCUAUCCGGGACACUAUGGUCAUCACCCCGACGCUGGGAACCAUACCCUCUUCCCCGGACUCCAUCACGAGCAGCCAUCUAACGGAGCACCAGGUGGCCAAGCCUUGAACGGACAAAUACGGCUAGGAAUACCUGGAGAAAUGUACGUAAGGUCUGAUCAUUUGAGUCAAGUGGCAAGCUCCAGGGCAGACCCGUUUGCUUCUUCGCCCUUGCACGGUUACGGCGGUCUCAAUCUGAACAUGAAUCUCAGCGCUCACCACCCCGGACCCGGUGCCUUUUUCCGUUACAUGAGGCAGCCGAUCAAGCAAGAACUAAUCUGCAAAUGGCUCGAGCCGGAGCACUCCUCGAAGAGACUUUGCUCUAAAACUUAUAGCACAAUGCACGAACUGGUGACACAUGUGACAGUGGAACAUGUCGGAGGACCUGAGCAGGCAAACCAUAUCUGUUUUUGGGAAGAGUGUCCGCGAGAAGGAAAGCCAUUUAAAGCCAAGUACAAACUUGUAAAUCAUAUCAGAGUGCACACCGGAGAGAAGCCGUUUCCCUGUCCGUUCCCUGGCUGUGGAAAAGUAUUUGCAAGAUCGGAAAAUCUAAAGAUCCACAAACGGACACACACAGGCGAAAAACCCUUUAAAUGUGAAUUUGACGGAUGUGACAGACGUUUUGCAAACAGCAGUGACCGGAAAAAGCACUCCCACGUGCACACCAGCGAUAAGCCGUACAACUGCAAAGUAAGAGGUUGUGACAAAUCGUACACGCACCCCAGCUCUUUGAGAAAACACAUGAAGGUGCACUGCAAGUCCCCACCUCCGAGUUCGGGUUACGAAUCAUCGACUCCAUCUCUCGUUUCCCCCUCAUCGGACUUGGGCCGUGAGCCAGCUCCCUCCACGCUCUCCGAACCUCUCUCGACUUCCCAACCCGCCAAUUUGAGUGAAUGGUACGUGUGUCACAGUUCUGGUGCCAGUGGCACACACACCCCUCCCAGCGGAUCGUCCACACCCGACCCCGCUGAAGGGCCACCAUACAGGAAUCCUGAACCAAGGGAUGCAUUCCAGCCAAAUUAUGGUCCCAGAAAAUAA